GCCCCCCCUCCCCGCGUAGUUGGGAAGGAUUCUCGCUUGCCAGGUGGUGAACUUCAAUAGUUCCCAAUUUGGCGACAACUAGGAACUGUUUGACCUCUUUCCCUCUUUCCUCAUUAGCAUAGUUUAGAAGGCUGGUGGAGUUGCUCAACCAGCAGCAUUUCCUUUUUCUUUUUUUCCCCUCCCCUUUCCCUCCUUCCCGAAAUCACAGUCAGUCCCGAAAUGGCAUACGGACUUGACGACUGACUUCGAUCCGAGAUCUCGGAAAAAACACAAAUUUCUCUGUCUCUUAAGAGGGAAGAUUAUGUCUGCGAUGACGGGUCCAAGAUCACCGACAUCCCCGUGGCCUCAGGAAUCGCAAGCGCGCACGAUACCUGGUUCUGCAAGCCCAACGGCCUUCUUCGCAUUAUGUGACCCGCGCCCAUCGACUUUCAAUAAUAUUAGCCCUCGGAGAACAGGGCCAGGAUCAGAGCGGUCAAGUUCCAACUAUUUUUCGACGAACGCAGAUCACCAGAGUCACUUUGCAAAAAACAAAGAUGGCCUUGCACACGCCCACCCACCUGUUCCCAGUCCGAAAGGACACCCCCCUCAUGGCAAAAACAUAGCUGAAGAGCAUGUAGACUUACAAGGGGCCAAGUCGUCGGAAAGUGAUGGUUCGAAUGCCGAUUCGGUAGUCUACAAAAUUUCUUGGAAUCGUGCAAGGGAGCCAAAUUCUAGUCGGCCGAAGACUAUUGCGACACUGUCAGCAGAGACGAACGCGAGCCUCCUAUCAAUUGAGCGCUGCGCUGCGCUUCUCCAGUCAUCCCUGCAUGACCUGAUACUCCUCGAUGUGCGACCGUUUGCACACUUUGCAAGGGGAAACAUCAGGGGGUCACUGAAUCUCUGUAUCCCAACCACUCUCCUCAAGCGACCUUCUUUCGAUACGAAGAAACUAGCAAACACAUUCACAGCGGAAGCUGACCGGAAAACCUUUGCUGAAUGGAGACAAUGCCGCUAUAUAAUUGUCUAUGAUGCCACCACGGCUAAUAUGAGAGAUGCAGGGCCACUAGCUAAUGUUCUGAAAAAGUUCACAUCCGAGGGUUGGAACGGCGAAGGGUUGAUUUUAACAGGAGGGUUUAAAGCCUUUUCAAGCCGAUUUCCUGAACUCACGCAGCAACAGCAACAGCAGCAGCAGCAACAACAACAACAACAACAACAACACCACCACCAACACCAACAGACGUCCGAGAACCCACUAAAAAAGCCCUAUUCAGCUCAUAUGAGCCUCCCAGGGUUCGCUCCAAUCGCUGGUGGAUGCACCCUCCCUGAAUCAACACAUGCUACAAUUCCAUUCUUCUCGAAUAUUCGUCAGAACACGGACCUUGUCGGUGGUGUUGGACAAAUCCCUCUUAAACAUUCAGAAAAUUUUUCUGAACCACAAAGACAAGCCCUUCCUGUUUGGCUUCGUGAGGCAUCCGAUCCUGCGGAUCAAGGCAAGAGCGUUGCCGCAAAGUUCUUAGAUCUUGAAAAGAUGGAACUGGAACGAAUGAAACAGGCGUUGACCUACGAUCAGAAUGCCGAUCCCCUUUCAUUUGGACCUUCAUCUCGCACCUUCCGUGUGGCCGGAAUCGAAAAAGGUACAAAAAAUCGUUAUAACGAUAUUUAUCCAUACGACCAUUCUCGAGUGAGGCUCCAAAAUAUCCCAUUAGGUGGCUGUGAUUAUGUGAAUGCCAGUCACAUAAAAGCAGAGUACAGUGAUAAGUGCUAUAUAGCUACCCAGGCCCCUGUGCCCGACACAUUCAAUGAUUUUUGGCGUGUUGUCUGGGAACAAGAUGUCAGAUUAGUUGUCUCUUUGACUGCAGAGGUCGAAAGAGGACAAAUCAAAUGUCACCCAUAUUGGAAAUCUGGGAGCUAUGGCCCAUUACAAGUGAAUACCUUCUCCCAAAAGCAAAUUCCUGCCUACACUCUCAAGUCACGGCCUGGUGAUCCUGGCUCGGGCAACACAUUCUCAGACUCGUCUGUAGACUCAUCGAAUCCUUCUAUCACCAUCAGACACUUCAGCUUGUCCCAUUCAGGAUUUCCAUUCGAACCCUUGCGCGAAGUCACGCAGCUCCAGUACCCCUACUGGCCUGACUUCGGCACUACUUCACAGCCAGAGCAUUUGCUCCAUUUGAUUGAACAGUGUGACAAGGCCCGAAAUGCAGUGGGUAAACUUAAUGGAGCCGAAAGACCGAUCAUAGUCCACUGCAGCGCGGGCUGCGGCCGUACCGGUGCCUUCUGCACGGUGGAUAGUGUUUUGGAUAUGCUAAAACGGCAGCGGCUGGAGAACAACGCUGCGCAUGGCCCGCAAUCUCCUGAUCAGUUGAUGCGCAAUGGACACAUGGACCUCGUUGCCAAAACGGUGGCAGAUUUCCGAACACAACGGCCUAGCAUGGUUCAAAACCUAAGCCAAUUUGUUCUUUGUUAUGAAAGCGUCAUCGAAUGGGCUGUCUCACAGAUGGCAAAAGUGGAAAGCCCGGCUUGAUGCCAGAAGCUGUAUUAAACCUUUCUCGAUUUGCGGAAGCAUGGCUAAAGAAGAGACAUGUUAGAUUGUCCAUUGCCUCGUUGGACGUAUGCGCUUCUUUGUGUAUUUCAGCAUCCAUUGUGUAGAUCUGCGCGCAUUUUCUGGCGUUUGGGCUUGCUUCUCUUUUCUGCAAGGUCUAGAA
Molecule: messenger RNA, 2681 nt
Organism: Aspergillus ochraceoroseus IBT 24754
Lineage: Eukaryota; Fungi; Ascomycota; Eurotiomycetes; Eurotiales; Aspergillaceae
Gene: ptpA
Product: putative protein tyrosine phosphatase (Pyp1)
Exons: 2
Coding region: 302-2500 (732 amino acids)
Biological process (GO): protein dephosphorylation
Molecular function (GO): protein tyrosine phosphatase activity
Source: RefSeq, a predicted model, not a curated record